Messenger RNA from Leishmania braziliensis MHOM/BR/75/M2904, 717 nucleotides. RefSeq lists its product as hypothetical. The record is from RefSeq and is a predicted model, not a curated record. The coding region runs from base 1 to 717 and encodes 238 amino acids. The transcript has a single exon. Lineage: Eukaryota; Euglenozoa; Kinetoplastea; Trypanosomatida; Trypanosomatidae.
AUGCCGACACCUACAGCGCGUGAUCUCUCCGGCAAGGCGCCGCUGUUUGUCUACCUCCAAGGUGGAGACCGGGAGCAUUUGCCAGCAGGAGAUUACAUUCGUGUGGUGGCACAUUGCAGUGGUGCAAACAAGAAGCUGCUCCACCACAAUUUCGCACUACACACCCGCGGCGCACGGCUCUGUCGCCUGCUCGACUCCCUGCUAGACUCUGCUGAUGUGGACUUGAAGCAUAAGAUAGACCCGGUGCAGGGGCUCAUUCCCCCUGUAGUACUGCCACACGCAACACGAGAGGGUUGCGAAUGUGUGUUUCGCUACCUGGAACUCAUCCAGACGCGUGUACCGACCCUCCUCAGCAAACCACUGCGUGCACCGCUGGAGGAGUUGGUAUACGAAUGGGAGAUGAACUACCUUCUGGAACACUGCUUCCUUUCAGGUGUAGCGGAUGAAAAGAAGUCGGCGGCGUUGUGCCGUACGCUAGCGAAGAAAGGGCCGCAGGCAAUGGAUCUCGUCUUGGAAGUCGCCAUGCUCGCGGACUUUCUUCUCAUUGAGCCGCUGCGUGACUUGACCUGCGCCCUGCUCGCGUCUCUCGCCCUCAGCGCCGGAUCAGAGAAGGAACUGCUGCAGCUUUGUGGACUCGAUCACGCCUUGACAGAGGAGGAGCUUGAGCCGCUGUACAAGCAGCUUUGCUUUCUACGCCCCGAAGAUGGGCUUGCGUAG